AUGAAUAUGUUGGAUGAUGAAGAUGACCAAAGCUUUCACGCUACGCGUGACGGCUACUCCCAUUUGAGCGAUGUCGAAUGGGAUGCGGUUGAACGAAUGGGUUCGACCAUGGGCAUCCAUGCUGUUAGCGUCAUGCUAGAGGCUCUCAAUAGAGAUGCCCAACAUGUUACUAUCGCCAAGUUCAUUCAAAUGAACUUGACGCAGAACGCGAGAAAGUAG
This is a messenger RNA of Peronospora matthiolae, 219 nucleotides long. The record is from the annotation of a GenBank genome assembly. Lineage: Eukaryota; Oomycota; Peronosporomycetes; Peronosporales; Peronosporaceae.